UUUAUUACACUGGUAGACACUGUAUUAUCUUGGUAAAACUUUAUUAUACUGGUAUAUAUACUGCAGUUUAGUGAGUUCAUCUGAUCUGUUUGUGUGAUUCACUUUAACCAGUUUAAACCCAGAAAUUCAGUCUGAACUUUGGUUGUUUUCUAUAAAACUAAAUAAUAGGAACAAGAAUAAAUGUUUGUCACACUCAAACAAAGAAGCUUUUCAAGUAAAGAAAGAGACAUAGAAAUAAACCAAUUCAAAUGUCAAUACAACAAAAUUAAAACGAUAAAAGUAAAAUUUAAUUUAAAGUAUUAAUUUCUAUCAUAAAUAUAAUGUUUUACACUACAUUCUGUGUUUCACUGUUUUAAUUAUUAAACUUAAUUAAAUGUACUAACAGGUUCCCUAGUGAAUCUGUGCUGAACACAUGCUCGAACACAUGUAAAUAAUGAGUUAAAUUAUUGUUUAAUUCUUAAAUGAAGUGGUUAAUUGCAUGUUUACAACCAUUUCAUUUAGCUGUUAAAUGGUUAAACUGUUUAACAUGUUUGUUAAUGGGUUUAAUGGUUUAACUCUACACUGAUUGUUAAUGGUUUAAUGUGUGUUCAGGUCUGUGAGGUUUAUCAGAGAGGUUUAAUAUGAAGAUUGGAUCAAAGUGAUAAACAACGACUGACGUCUGAAGACCUCGUUUUUUUACAUGUCACUUUAGGAAUUUCUGCUGUUGACAAAACCACAUAUUCCCUUAAUUCACUGUAGAAAAUAAAAGAAAUAAGAGUUUCUUUAUACAGAAAAUGAUUUUGUCCAAACCCCCCGAGAGUUCAUGUUAAAUCUCCAUUCUGUGUUUUCACUUUUUAAAUUAUAAGUUUUUAGUUCAAACACAAUAAAUAAUAAAUAUCUAAAGAAACAAAGUUCAUCAAAACAUCCAGUUUGGAUAAUUAACAUUUUUAUGAUCAAUAGGGACAAAAAUUAUUAUUUAACUAAAGUCAUAGUAAACUUUCUGUCCUAUAAAUGAAUGAAUUUAAUUUGUCUGAUAUGAUGGUGGUCGUCUUCUCUUUGUAUCUUUUAUAUUGUUUCUCAUAUUGUUAAUAUGAUCACACUUUCCAUCAGAUUGACUUCAGGCUGUGAUGAUUAAAGUCACGUCAGAACAUACACACACAUGAACUCUGGUUGAUCUCUGUCUAUACAUUUAAACAACAUGAAUACACAAAGUGAUCUGCGUGUUUUUACAGUGACCUGUAAUCAGAUUAACAUGUCUGAAAAUGCCUUCAGACAGAAGGAAAUGUGACGAUCUUAAUCCUAAAACUUUGGAAAAACCCUUGCAGCUAAAUCUUUGGAGUAAGUGGUUUAUGAGGAUAUAUAAAGAGGAUGAGGUCUUCAGGGUGGUAGAGAGCUCAGGGUCAUCAUGGGGAAACACUUCCACCUGUACGAGAACAUUUCGAAAGUGAGUCCCUUCGAGGGGCCCCAGUAUUAUCUGGCCCCUCUAUGGGCCUUUCACCUGCAAACCAUCUUUAUGGGCUUAGUCCUGUUCGCCGGAGCUCCUUUAAACUUUAUAGUUCUCUUCGUGACGCUUAAGUACAAGAAGCUCCGAGUCCCUCUCAACUACAUCCUCGUCAACAUCUCCUUUGCAGGACUCAUCUUCGUCGUCUUCUCUGUCAGCCAGGUGUUCAUCGCCACCAUGCAGGGUUACUACUUCCUGGGUCACACCCUGUGUGCCAUGGAGGCCGCCAUGGGGUCAAUAGCAGGUCUAGUGACGUCAUGGUCUUUGGCCGUCUUGUCUUUUGAGAGAUACCUGGUCAUCUGUAAACCGUUUGGAGCCUUUAAGUUCGGCAGUAAUCACGCUAUGGCUGCUGUCGCCUUCACCUGGUUCAUGGGGGUCAGCUGUGCCAUCCCACCUUUCUUUGGCUGGAGCAGGUACAUCCCUGAGGGUCUGGGCUGCUCCUGCGGACCGGACUGGUACACUCACAACGAGGAGUUUCACUGCACCAGCUACACACACUUUCUGAUGGUGACCUGUUUCAUCUCUCCGAUCUCCAUCAUCAUCUUCUCCUACUCCCAGUUACUGAGCGCCCUAAGAGCUGUUGCAGCCCAGCAGACAGAGUCAGCCUCCACACAGAAGGCGGAGAAGGAAGUUUCGAGAAUGAUCAUCGUGAUGGUGGGUUCCUUCGUCACCUGCUAUGGCCCGUAUGCUCUCGCUGCUCUUUACUAUGCCUACUCUCCAAACGAAAACAAAGAUUAUCGACUUGUCACCAUCCCAGCUUUUUUCUCCAAGAGCUCAUGUGUCUACAAUCCGCUCAUCUAUGCUUUCAUGAACAAACAGUUUAAUGCCUGCAUCAUGGAAACAGUCUUCGGAAAGAAAAUGGAUGAAUCAUCUGAAGUUUCUUCAAAAACAGAAACGUCUUCAGUUUCCACAGUUUCUUAAUAUUUGGAACAAAAUAACCCCGAGGACUUUUUUCUUUACAAAAACCCUUUUACAGGUUGGACUUAUGGAGGGAAAAUGUGCUAAAUAUUCUGAUUUAUGGCAAAACCAUGUGUAAAUACAACAAACUGUUCAGCUGCUGCUGAUGAUCUUUGUUUUAUAGUAGAACGU
Molecule: messenger RNA, 2569 nt
Organism: Seriola aureovittata
Lineage: Eukaryota; Metazoa; Chordata; Actinopteri; Carangiformes; Carangidae
Gene: opn1sw1
Product: opsin 1 (cone pigments), short-wave-sensitive 1
Exons: 5
Coding region: 1385-2401 (338 amino acids)
Biological process (GO): visual perception; phototransduction; G protein-coupled receptor signaling pathway
Cellular component (GO): photoreceptor outer segment; membrane
Molecular function (GO): G protein-coupled receptor activity
Source: RefSeq, a predicted model, not a curated record